UUUAGCUUUUGUUUUCUGAUCAUCAGCUAAUAAGCUCUGAUAUAUCAUUUGAUUUUGGUUCCCUAAACCAUUUUCUGUUUUGGGAGGGCCACCGUCAAAGCUCGGUUCCCGAUGCAGAUCCGAGGAGGCGCACCUGUGUGCUUCUUUCUCUAUUUGUUAUUUGUCGUCAGUUUUUGGAAUGCGGAUGGCAAAACAGUCGAGGUUGUCGGGAUUGGCGAGUGUGCAGAUUGCGCAGAGAAUAACUUCGAGACUAGCCAGGCAUUUUCAGGGCUUCGUGUAAACAUAGACUGCAAGCCAGAAGACGGGAAGUAUUUCAAGACACGAGGUUCGGGUGAGGUUGAUAAGCAUGGGAAUUUUAAGGUAUCACUUCCCGAUGAUAUGGUUAAAGAUGGGGAAUUGAAGGAAGAAUGCUAUGCGCAGCUUCAUAGUGUAUCGGCUGCACCUUGUCCCGCUCAUGACGGUGUGGAGUCGACCAAGAUCGUGUUGAAGUCCAGUAGCGAUGAGAAACACAACUUGGGGUUGAAAGGAAGGCUCAGGUUCUCGCCUGUAACGUGUGCUUCGGCCUCCUUCUGGCCUCACUUUAAGUUCCCUCCGUUGCCGAAGUGGCACCAUCCUCCAUUGCCUAAGUGGAACCAUCCUCCUUUGCCAACGUUUCCACUUCCGCCAUUGAAUGGAUUUCCCCACCAUCACCCCAUAUUCCCUCCCAUCUACAAGAAACCUCUUCCACCCCCGGUUCCGGUGUACAAGCCCCCGCCAGUUCCUGUAUAUGAAAAACCACUUCCUCCACCUGUUCCAGUUUAUAAACCUCCUCCUGUUCCUGUUUACAAAAAACCACUCCCUCCACCUGUUCCGGUCUAUGAACCUCCUCCAGUUCCAGUAUACAAAAAACCACUUCCUCCACCUGUUCCGGUUUAUAAACCUCCUCCUGUUCCUGUUUACAAAAAACCACUCCCUCCACCUGUUCCGGUCUAUGAACCUCCUCCAGUUCCAGUAUACAAAAAACCACUUCCUCCACCUGUUCCAGUCUAUAAGCCUCCACCAGUUCCAGUCUAUAAGCCUCCACCAGUUCCAGUAUACAAGAAGCCACUUCCUCCACCAGUUCCAGUAUAUAAAAAGCCACUUCCUCCCCCAGUUCCAGUAUACAAGAAGCCACUUCCUCCACCAGUUCCAAUCUAUAAGCCUCCGCCAGUUCCAGUAUACAAGAAGCCACUUCCUCCACCAGUUCCAAUCUAUAAACCUCCUCCGGUUCCAGUAUAUAAGAAACCACUUCCUCCGCCAGUUCCAGUAUAUAAGAAGCCAUUUCCUCCACCAGUUCCGGUGUACAAGAAGCGACUUCCUCCUCCAGUUCCAAUCUACAAGCCUCCACCAGUUCCGGUGUAUAAGAAGCCACUUCCUCCUCCAGUUCCAAUCUACAAGCCUCCGCCAGUUCCGGUGUAUAAGAAGCCACUUCCUCCUCCAGUUCCAAUCUACAAGCCUCCUCCAGUUCCCGUAUAUAAGAAACCAUUGCCUCCACCCGUUCCGGUGUACAAACCUCCUGUAUACGAACCACCUCCGACUCCAGUCUAUACGAAACCGCUUCCACCACCUGUUCCUGUAUACAAGCCAAAACCCCUCCCUCCCAUUCCUUACAAGCCACUCCCUCCACUUCCCAAGAUCCCUCCAUUCCCUAAGAAGCCAUGCCCUCCCCUUCCUAACCUUCCUCCCCUUCCCAAGAUUCCUCCAAAGAAUUUCGCCCACCCUCCCCUACCAAAGCUUCCUCCUCUCCCGAAGAUUCCUCCCAAGUACUUCCACCACCACCCAAAGUUCGGAAAAUGGCCUCCAUUGCCACCCUUUUCUCCCCAUCAUCCUUAAGCUUUUGUAGUGAUAAAAGGUUAUCGUCUUAAGCUAUCAAAGAAGGUUAGUGUGAAGAAGUUGUCCAGAAGUAUGGCAAGCAAUAAAAGUAUUUUGAAUGAGAGACGAAUGAAGAAAACACGCACAAAAAAGUUCAAAUCAAGAGUGAAAUUCUUAAUUUAUUGUUUAUAUGUCAUUGUUAAUUAAUGUGUGAAUUUCU
Molecule: messenger RNA, 2050 nt
Organism: Hibiscus syriacus
Lineage: Eukaryota; Viridiplantae; Streptophyta; Magnoliopsida; Malvales; Malvaceae
Product: extensin-1-like
Exons: 3
Coding region: 112-1851 (579 amino acids)
Source: RefSeq, a predicted model, not a curated record